This is a messenger RNA of Hirundo rustica (Barn swallow), 10026 nucleotides long. It is a transcript of the gene PTAR1, whose product is annotated as protein prenyltransferase alpha subunit repeat containing 1. Gene Ontology annotation, molecular function: protein prenyltransferase activity. Lineage: Eukaryota; Metazoa; Chordata; Aves; Passeriformes; Hirundinidae. The transcript has 7 exons. Gene Ontology annotation, biological process: protein prenylation. The record is from RefSeq and is a predicted model, not a curated record. Gene Ontology annotation, cellular component: cytoplasm. The coding region runs from base 6 to 1313 and encodes 435 amino acids.
GGAACAUGGCCGAGUCGCCGGAGGAGGUGGCGGUGCUGGUGCAGCGGGUCGUGAAGGACAUCCGCAACGCCUUCCAGCGGAACCCACACAUAGAUGAAAUUGGAUUAAUACCCUGCCCUGAAGCCAGAUAUAACCGGAGCCCUAUUGUCCUGGUAGAAAACAAGCUUGGUGUGGAGAGCUGGUGUGUGAAGUUUCUUUUGCCAUAUGUCCACAAUAAACUUCUUCUCUACAGACAGAGAAAACAGUGGCUGAACAAGGAUGAGCUGAUAGAUAUCACAUGUACCCUGCUACUGCUGAACCCUGACUUCACCACUGCUUGGAAUGUGAGGAAAGAAUUAAUACUGUCUGGCACUUUAAAUCCACUUAAAGAUUUGCAUCUUGGAAAACUGGUGUUAACCAAGUUCCCAAAGAGUCCAGAGACAUGGAUUCAUAGACGAUGGGUGCUGCAGCAACUAAUUCAGGAAAACUCCUUGCCCAGUCUUGAAACUAAAGGAAACUUGGGAGCAGCACCUGUGGAGAGAAUUCACCGACUAGUGCAGGAGGAAAUGAAAGUCUGCUCUGAAGCUGCUGGGAGGUAUCCAAGCAACUACAAUGCCUGGUCCCAUCGCAUCUGGGUUUUACAGCAUUUGGCAAAGCACACUGUCAAGGUUCUCCUCGAUGAACUUUCAUCCACCAAGUAUUGGGUAUCCACGCAUGUCUCGGACCAUAGUGGAUUUCAUUACCGCCAGUUCUUACUCAAUUCCUUGAUAUGCAGAACGGUGACUGACAAUAACAUACUGGUACAAAAUCAAAUGGUAAAUGAACAAAACCCUAGCCUUCAGAAGGAGGAAGAGAGUGCAGGGACAGAAGCUGCCUGUGCAGAGGAGCAAAGCGUGGAUGUCCCCCGCUGUUUAGAUGAAGAGAUGGAACUCUGCAGUGAACUGAUUGAUAACUACCCAGGGCAUGAAACCUUGUGGUGUCAUAGAAGGUGUGUAUUCUACCUUCAACAGCACUUAAGCAACAAACUUCCUCUUGUGAGUGCGGUGGUAUCAUCUGUGGACAGCAGUGAUGAAAGUCUGAGUAAUUCCCACCACAGUCCUGCAACAAGUCGCAUGGCACAAGCUAUGGAUGUUGAUGGUUUGAAUGAAUCCAGCAACAAACAAGGUUAUACCCAAGAAACAAAACGCCUGAAGCGUGCUCCUGUGCAGGACUCACUUGGUCCAGAAAUGGAAUACCGGUUUGUUGAUAAAGUAUUAUCAACUUGUAAGGAGGUAGACCAAGCCAGGUUUGCUACUGCUUAUAGAAAAUGGUUAGUUACUUUUUUAGGUCAGUGAAGGAAGCAUUUAAAGCUUUCAAGGUUCUUCUCUUAGUGCAAUAUUCUCUUUUCAGACACAGAUGCAUGUCUUGAUUGCAAGUGUUAGCUAACUCUGUGUUUCUCUCUUUUGAUGGUCAGUUCUAAAGCUAAAUUUCAGAAUAGAAGUGUCACUUUAUUAAAGAAAUGGCAUAUGUUUUUAUUAAGCAAGUGCAGUUUGUUACGUAAUCUCUCCAAGAAAUCACUCUUAUCAGCUUCCUACCAUGACAUUUUAUUUUUUUUUUUUAAAAACUUCCACCAUUAAGGUGGACUCUGAAUCAUUUGACUUUAGGAAAAAAAAAAAGGAGGUAGAAGAAAAAAAGUUUUAAAUGCUUGUGAAACAGAGUAUCUGAAAAAAGAAUGGGAGAAUCUCUCAGUAUCAGCUAAACCUGUUCCCAGUUUGUUCCUGUAUAGCUAUAUAUUAGCCAUCAUGCUAAUAUCUUAUUAGACCCAGACUAUAUCUUGGUGAGUGCUGUUAUUCUUGUAUAGCAGUCUUUGGUAGAACACCAGAACACAGUAUUUCUUUCUGAAGACUCCAUGAACAGUCUUGGUCCUGUUAUGCCUUUAACUGUUCUAACUGGGUUUUGUUUGCUUAUUGAUUGUCAUGUUAGCUUGGUAGGAAGGUUUAUGAGGUUGAAAUCUUGAUAAGCAGAUAUGGGAAAACAUGGCAGAAAAUAGUUCAAACACAUGUUCACCCACAGUCAGAGCUGUAUUUGGCUGUGACUGGAAAUAGUUUUCUUGAAACAGACUACUUUACCUUCAUUUCUUACUUGGUGUUUAUUUAUUUAUUUUAUCUCAACAAUCCAGAAUUAAUCACACUUGAUACACAUUUCUGAAUGUCUUAUUACACUACAAAUUCUCACCCUGCUAGAUCACAUAUUGAUAACUUGUACUUAACCAAGACGCUACAAGUCCGGUAUUGGAUGGAAUAAAAAGUAGCUAUUCCAACUGAUCAUUGAGACUAUAUAGUUAAAAAAAAGUGACAGCAAGGAGGGAGCUAACUCUUCCAUUUUGUUCGCUUUUGAAGAGCUUUGGUCUUUGGAGGUUUUUUGUGGGUUUUGGGUGUUGGUUUGUUGUUGUUGGUUUUUGUUUUUGUUUUUUGGCUUUUUUUUCCUUUUUUACUCUUAAGGAAGAGCCCUACUCCAACCAUACAUCUCUGUUUACAUAACUGUAAAUUUUAAGGGAAUUUGAAAUCAAAUAUGAAUGGUAUAUUUUGUCAUUUCCUUAGAACUUGUCUCUAAAAGGGAUUUUUUACACUAGUAGAAUUGUGCUGGUCCACAGACCCGGGCGAAACAUUCUAAAUGUAGAAGUCUAUACAAUGGCAACAUUGCCCCUUUUAAAAGACUAUUCUCUGGGGAGAUUAGAUUUUCAAGUUAGUGUCCUUGCCAUAAUUGCUUUAUUUAUCUCCUGCCCCAAAUGCCUCUUGACUGUUAAGUUUCAAGAUGCUGUUUCUGUUGGGCAGAAAGAGAAACAAUGAGGGAGGAAAAAACAUAGGUAGCCUUCUCAAAAAGUGUCACUUGGAAUCAAAAAAGCACUCGAAAUGUGAAAUUCCUGCACUUCUAAGUAGUUUGAUGAAUGAAGUUUACUCUUGCAUUUCAAUAUGAAAAUGGACCACCUCCAGUCUUUGAGAGUAUGUUCAUGAUUUAUUUCAGGCACAAAGUAGCUAACAAUGCCAUUUCUAGAUGUACACUGUUCUGUUUACAGCACAUAGGUAAGACUGAUCUAGGCUUGAGCAUCUUGAUGUCAAAGCUUUGUCUCAGAGGGCAUCCACACUUGCCUCUCCAUAGGUAUGGAUGUAUUACAUGGUCAUUAGCUUUGAGGGGCUAUGGGAUGCUGUGGUGGUUUGCUUGAUGGUUUUAGUUGCAGAAGAACAUAAUUGUUUUCUGAAGGAGGUGUGGGACUUGAGAGGAUAGUUUUGUCAUAAGAUGUUGCCUCAGUGAUCACUGACAAUUAGGUAUGUUCAAAUACAAACAGGAGUCUAAACUUAAGAACUGAACCUGAGCAAGAACUUUUACACAUCCCAGAGGACCUGAUGUUUAUUAAAUGUGGAUGAUACAUUGAAGUAUGUGUAGUAGCCUGAGUCAGCUUGAUUAACAUUUAAUGACUCAUAUGAACCUGGAAAGUGUGAAGUCAAGGGGUCAUUGUAUUAAAGAUCAUGUUCUUGGUCCUAGAUUAUUUAGUGAUGCAGUUGUGUGUUCUGUUUACCUUGGCAAAAAUUAGGUGUUUCUGAGAAAAAUACUAGUAGUGAUAGGAGCAAUCUUGGGAGUGGGAGCAUGCUAAGGAACAGUUCUUGGACUGUGGAAGAGAUUCUCUCUUCUUGCACUGGAAUGUCGGAGGCUUUCAGAAGAAAAUACUAUAUUAAAAUCUCACUUGAAACUCAUUAUAUAGUUCCUCCAGACUAUAAUCUGGAGUCUUUGUUAGCAUUCUUAGAGCUGUACUGUGGAAGUUCUGUGCUUUUGAACUUGACAUCAUAUACAUUUAAGCAGGUGCCCUCAUACACGUUUGUAGUUCCUGUUCAUGUCAGCAGAAGUGACGCAAUCUUGUAGAAUGACAAGAUGUGGUCCUAUGUAACUGAAUAGAGUUUCAUUGAAUUUUAGUAUUUGGAAAAUGUUCUGAGAACUCUAAUUAGAGAUGGUGGUGAUAUUCUUACUACUUUUGCAAAACACUGAUGGCUGUAGUAUAACUCAUAAGUGUGGGUUUUUAAAGUCUGCACCUGAUGGAAAUAUUUCCCUGCACUUCAGUUUUUAAUCCAGUUAGAAUAGUUACAUUUAGAAAUCUUUGCAGACCUGAAAACUAAACAAUGAAAUUGAAACAAGUCAUAUCUUUCUGUUUGAAGGAAAUGCAAACAGUAAAUUAUUAAAUUCAAGCUUUAAUUUUUUAAUGGUAACAAUAUAAAUUAUAUGAAAAAGGAAAAUAAUAUCUAUAUGCUUCAAACUGUCAAUGUUCUGAAGCCUUAUGCAUGAAAUGAUUGAAGAGAUAGUUCUAACAUACUGCAUUAGGUUCCUAACCUGAUGUGAGGUUCUGGAAUUAGGAUCUUUGCAGCAUACCUCUCUAAUGACUUAGUGUUACUGUAGAGUCCCAUUUGGGCACUGCUUGAAAUAAAACAAAGUGGCUUUAGACCAUUGGUAGUUAACAUACUGAGUCUGGCUACUUUACAUAAGGCAUUUCAGCUGUUUUGUGUUUCAGAGAUCAGACACUAAGAGUCAGUGAACAUUCCUGAAGAGAAAAUGUCCAGCAGAAGCUGCAGAAUACAAGGCUCUCACUCUCUGAAGUUUCUUCAAAUAUAAAAUCAAACUUUUUUACAUCUGUAAACAUCUUCAUGUAAAGUUCGGCAUCUUUACUAAUUUUGUCUUCUGCUGUAGUAUGUGUCAUUUGAAUUUAUUCUUUUUGUUCACUGGAUUAGUCUUUGUAGAAAUUUGUUUGUAUCAGAAACAAAGGGUUUUGAGGAACAAAUGUAAUUUGAAGCAAAAGAAUUUGGAAUAGAAGGAAUCAUGUUUUUAAGUAGUAAAUUCUCAGUUGCUACAUACAGUAACCUAUUUCACUGGCAUUUUUUUUUUGUCUUGUGUGUUACAGUCACUGGAGAAACACACAGAAUUAAAGAUAGCUACAAUAACAAACUUGUAUGAAGUUAUUGGAAUGCAUUGUUAUAGCUGCUCUGAUUAAUAUUCUUAAUGUACUCAUGUCUGCAUAUUUGUGUUUUAUUGACCGCUUACAUAUUCUUUAUACAACAAAAUCCAUGUGUCAUUUAAAUAGGGGAUAAAGGAGCUUGUCUGUUUGUACUAUUUGAUUAAUUACCUUGUAUGUAAUUUGCUUUAAGACAAAUAAGCAGAGCGAUAACAUAGUGAGAAAGAUUAGAUUUUUUUUUCUUAUAAUCAAAAUUUCUGGCAUUUCCAGUUUUGUUCUAGUGCUGCUUAAUUAGAAUGUGUAGCUAGACCUUAUGGAUGGGAGUGAUUUUUUUCCUAGGUAGAUAGUUAAUGAAUUUUUAAAACAGUACUGUAUAAUAUUCAUGAAAAGAAACAAAGAGUUUUGGAAAGGUUUGUCUGCAUAACCAGACUUAAAAAGCAUACUUUUUCAAAAACAUGUAAUACACUGAGCAAAAUAUGAGUGCCAGAGAAAAAAUUGCGAGUCUUUAAAGAUUUGAUGAUUGCAGUUUUGGACAAGUUGUUGUUUGCUUAGUUUUGUUUUGCCUUUUGUAAGGGGAGAGUGCUUUUUUGUGUUGUCUUUUUUAAUCUAGUAGGUAAACCAUUGCACUUACAAUGUGGGGAGAAAAACCCGCCACUGCUGAAUUGCAUCUUGUAGGGCAAUUUUGGAAAAAGCAGUGAACUGACACUGAAAUGUAAAUGUCACUUCUAAAUGCAUCUUUGCACUCAUUAGGUGAUGAGAGAUGCAUCAUUAGAUCUUACCGUUUUAUCAGUGUCAGGUACAAAGAAAAGAGUGUAACUCACCAAUUCUCAAAUGCAUUUAAUAUUCAAGUUAGUUUCAAAGGAAGUUCAGUGUCCCUGUCUGUGAUCAUUUUCCCUGUGCACUCAGAGGUAUGUUUCUUCUUAGCCUUUUCUCCGUUCUUCCAACCAGCAAAGAAGAAUGUAGCAGAGCAUUGGUGAGGUGGCCUAACUUUGUGUUUGAGUAAUUCUGACUACCUCCCAAGAAGUACUUUGACUGGUGUCCUUAAGUGAAGUUCAUCAGGCUCAGUUAUUUCAGAACCUCAUGCUAGGCCUAUAUCCUUUUUCAGUUGUGAAAAGCAAGAGCUUUAUCAAUAUUUACCAAGUUUUCCAGGGAGAGAUUGAAAAAGAAUCUUGUAGUUAAAGUUGGAAAAACUAGAAUUAGCAUUUUCAUUAGUCUUUUCCUCUGAAGAAGCAACUCUGUUGCUGAAAAAUGGAGGAAGUAUGCUUCCAGGGAUUUCCAUAUGUUACACUUUUGACCUGCAGACCUGACACUUCAUAGUGGUUUUUUCUUAGUGUGUAAUGUUACUUCUCAGGGCAUAGUCUAUUAUAGUGAGUUAGUGUGCAUUUUUACAGUUUAUAAUUAUUGAUUAAAAAUAAAAAAGAAAAAAAAUAAAAAAGAGCUAAACAUGUAAUAACUGGCUUUAACUUUUUUUUUUUGUCUAGCAUAGUAUUUUGUAACCUACCACAUGCCAACACUGUACCCAGUAAUGUACGGUAGACUUCACCGUCUCAUCUGCUUCAUACCGUUAUGCUGUAUCUUGAAUUGCUAUUGCAGUCUUGCAGGAAGCUCCUGACAGUUGUUGGAUUUAUUCUCUGAGUUUCCUAAUACUAUUCAGUAGAGUAGUUAGUGCCUCAAAGUAUGUUGUAAUGAUGGGGAAGCUUUUUACAGCAUCUGUGAUGAUGUACCAUAGGUCUUAGAUUAAAAACCUUUUUUGAUAGCUGUCAAACUCUUACAUGCAACAGAGUUAUUCUGGAAAACAGAACUCUUAACUGAAGUCUGCACUGUCUGCAACCUGCUGUACAUCCUACUUUAUAGACAGAAGUGGGGAGAACUCAUAGUGAGGUGCAUAUUUUCUUCACGGGACAUUUUCUGAAUGGAAUAUAAUUAUGGUUAAACAAAGAGCUUGUCUUGGAUGAGGUACACCUGUCUUUUCACUGUGAAUAAAGUUAUGAAAUUGGUAUGUCAUUAAUAUGGUAAGAUUUCCUGACUGCCUGCAUAUAAUGAGUAGAUAAAAUAAUGUGGGGUUUUUUAACCUGUUGUUAAAAAACAAAAUCACAUAAAUGAUACAAGGUACCAGAAUUUGGUUUUAGAUAGCAAUUGUAUUCAUUCCCUUUUGUACAAGUUUUUCUUUUUUGAAAUGGCUACAUUUAAAACUGGGUAGUCAUCCUGAAAAGUGUGCUUGGGAACACACUUCAUAUAAUCUCAUUACUUUCAUAUAAUCAAAAGAAUAGAUGUCUUAAAUGUUUUUAAGUAGCAUUGAGGUCCAAGGUAGUGAGAGCACUACAGUGUUCAAGUGAGCCAAUAAACUCUAAUUUUGUAACACCAUCAUGUUUAUCAAAGUAUUAUUUUAUGUAGGGAAAUGUUUAUUUUAUCAAGAUAUGUGCAAAAAUAUUUAAUUCUCAUAGCUUUCUUUUUAGGGGGAUAUACAACUAGUUUUAAACAUAUUUUGCAAUAUUUUUUCUAUGAAAAGUUCUCAGAUGCAUGGUUGUGACCAUUGUAAAUUUUAUGUAGAUUUCCAAGAUAAAUUAGAUAAAUCAUAAACUUUGUAGCAGGAAGACUAAAAUUAUGACAGGAGAGUAAGAUACUGGAAAGUAAUCUGCUAACUGACUAGUGUUCUACAGGAUAGUGAAUGUAAAGCAUUAUGUUUGUUUUUCACUGGUUUUGAUUUGUCACAGGAUUAAUUCCUGGCAGAUGGGGAUUUUGUUUUUUAAUCAGUAGAGAAUUAAUCUGUGAAUAAAUUAUCUAUAUUAUUCUCCCACAGUAGGUGUGCAUGUGUGUGUGAAUGGACGGUGAAGCUGUAUAUAUGUCCUGUGAACACUGCAAAAACCACCCACAUUUGGCUAUCUGCUUACAGACUCCUGCACCGAUGACCCAUUCUGAGUCUGAGUCUAGUAGGGCCUGUGCCAGGUUGUCUGCUGAAAGCAGUGAGAGCUAUUGCUUCCCCUCUAUUAAUCUGCCUGAUUGUCAUGAUAUUGGGCAAAUGCCUGCACACACCAACCAAAUCAUUAGUGGUGGUGUUUAUUCCAAGUGCUUGUAGAGAGUAUUUGAGACUGUGAAAGAGUUUAUAAGGUCUUGCAAGCUGAGAAAAUUUGGAGGUGCUCAAUCAAUACCCAGGGGAUACUUUUCAUGAGUCCUCCAGAGAGGAAAUGGACAGGCAUGUUUUGGAUGAGAGCUUUAGCAUCACAGGAGACUGAGAAAAGUAUAACUAGUGUCUGAAAUUGGUAUUUAAAUAAAAACAACCAAGUAGUCUUUUUGGUACUUUUUUUUCUCUCAUGUUAUUUUUGUAAAAAUAAAUCACAUAAAAUAUUUUCAGAAUUACUCUGCAUUUUGAGUGUCUUCUGAUUUUGUAUUAUUGGAUUUGAAAGCUUUUCUUAAAGGAAGCAGUUUUACUGGAAAAUGCUAGCACCUUUCCUGUUUUCUCUUAGACAAUGUGAUUCAUUCCAAGUGUUAUAAAAUGAGCACCUGAAAUCACAAGGCAUUACUGAAAGUAUUGCUCAUCAUCCUAAAUGCAAAGCUUAAAAAAGCUUUACUCAAAUAUUUCUUGUUUUCUUUCUAUUUCAUUUUCUCUUACUAGCUGCUAGAUAGAAAGAAUAUGUAAGGAAGCCCAUAGUCAAUAUGAGCAAUCUUGGCUUACUUAAUUUGGAUGCUCAUUAGUUCAGAAAGUUCAGGGUCCUUGUAAUUUGCAGGAUCUGGUUAUUUGUUUGUGAUAUGAAUGCUUUAUUUUUACAUCUGUUGAAAUCAGUUUCAAAAUUCCCAGCAAUUUCAUUGACUUCAGAUCAGGCCAUGCUGUGGAGAGAGUAUCAGCCUCUACCUGAUAGCAAUGACACAUUUAGUGUGAUGAAUUGUAAGGGACAUGUUUGUCUUCACAAAUGGUUGUAUUUAUGGUUUAAAUUAAAAAAAAUAAAUAAAUAGUGUAGUGUAUAGUCAUUAGCAUUGUGGAAAAGGAGCCAUUAAGGUUAUGGAAGGUUAGAGGUUUAAAAGGGGAGUCAGAGAGGAACUAAGGGUACUACAGGAUAUUAGUAGCUAAGAAAGCUUCCUUUUCCCCUCUGUUUUUUUCCCCUCUGUUGUCUCCUCUCCUUCUCUCUCCCUCUUUCCCCCUCUUCCUGCCCCAGCUCAAAACUCCCCAUUCUCUCCCCUGCUCCAUGAUUUUUCAUUUUUUCUAGUGGCAAAAAGUUUCAUACAAUAUACCUGUGUGCAAACCAGGAUAACACCUUCGUUUUGGGAGUAUUGCCUAUCAAUAGCAAAUAGAUACCAGUGCUCGGAGUUUGUGCAAGAUAUUUAAGGAUGACUGGUGAGGUUUUAAGUGCUGUGUGAUAGCUGAUGAAAUUUUGAAUGGAAAUGUCUUAAUAAACAGUGGACAGUCUGAGCGUUGCUGUUCUCCAGGCAUGCUGUCUGCAUUUAUGGUCAGCAAUAACAGCGCAUUUGUCACUCUUCCAUCUCCACAAAUGCUUAUCACUAGCUAACAGCUACUCUAUUUUGUAAAGUGCAUCUACAUAAUAUUGAUUUGAGAUGUUCUACAAUUAUUUGUUGUUAUCUAGUACUGGAUAACUUCUACCAUGCCUUUAGUGCUUCUUCAGGGUAGCCUGACCAAGUAUAGAAUUUCAUAGUCAUAAGUCUGGUUUUGCUGUGAAGGGAAUUUGAAUUUCCACCAUAUAAAACAUGCAUUUUCCUGAUGUCUAGUUAGAAACAUAGAAGGGCAUCUUAGCACUGUUUUCCAGUUGUGCACACUGAGUUUUACCUUGUUUUUCUCAAAUAUUUUGUAUUGCAUGUUAAUUAAAUUUUUGCAUAUCCCACUAGUACAAAAUUACUUAAAAAUAAAAAGGAGCACCCUUACAGUUCUAACUAUUCUAUGCAGAUAUCUUCCAAAAUUUACAGGUACAAUUUUAGUGGUGGUAGUUGGGAAACAGGUUUUUUCACUUAUUUAUCAGCAGACUUGUUUUUAUAUGUAUUAGCGACAAAAUGGACUAAGCAACACUGUAAGUUAUUGUAUUUCUGUAGAAAAUGGAAAAUAGUGUAAUAUUGUUUUUGUUAAA